AUGUCAAGCACACAAUUUGCAAACAAAGUCGCCAUUGUGACAGGCGCAGGCACGGGGAUCGGGGCUGAUACUGCCGUGCUACUUGCCGAAAGAGGCGCGAGUGUGACAAUCGUUGGCAGAAGGGAGGGGCCACUUCGUCAAAUCGAGGAAAGAAUCAAAGCCCUAGGUGGGAAGGUGCUGGUCGUAGUGGCCGACAUUUCUGACCUAACAAUGGUCGAGAAGGUUGUAGAAGAGACCGUGAAUACAUUUGGGGCUCUCCAUUAUGCCGUCAACAAUGCUGGUAUUACCGGCGAGUUUUCUGAUAUCACGGAUCUCGCGAAGGAAGCAUGGGACCAGACUAUCGCUAUCAACCUCUCAUCGGUCUUCUAUUGUAUGAAGACCCAGCUUCCAGCUAUCGAUAAAUCUGGCGGCGGAGCUGUUGUCAAUAUAUCAAGCGUCUUUGGUGACCGCGGUUUUCCUCAGCGUGCUGCAUACUCGGCUAGCAAGCAUGCUGUCAGGGGGUUGACUCGUGUUGCUGCUAUCGAGUGGGCAACUCGAAACAUCAGAGUUAACGAAGUUCAACCCGGUCUCAUAGAGAGCCCUAUGACAAACAGCAACGCCGAGGAAGCUGCGCAUAUUGCAACCGCAAUAGCAUUCAAACGUCCGGGGAAGGGGAGGGAGUGCGCAACUGCUAUCGCAUUUCUACUUUCCGAUGAUGCUUCCUAUAUCACAGGUACUCAUCUGACCGUCGAUGGAGGUUUCCUUGCUUGA
Messenger RNA from Penicillium coprophilum, 750 nucleotides. Its product is annotated as SDR family NAD(P)-dependent oxidoreductase. The record is from RefSeq and is a predicted model, not a curated record. Bases 1 to 750 code for a protein of 249 amino acids. Lineage: Eukaryota; Fungi; Ascomycota; Eurotiomycetes; Eurotiales; Aspergillaceae. The transcript has a single exon. Gene Ontology annotation, molecular function: oxidoreductase activity.